AUAAAAACUUGUUGAUGGACCUUUUGUAAAGAAGAAUGUAGAGCAUAUCUCUCUCCUAUUGUUAUCUGAUUUCUAUUCUCAUCUCUCAAGCUUUUCGGCUAAAAUUAGCACAAAUGUGCUCUCAUGUUAGGCAGAUUAACAAAGAUGCACUUUCAGCUAUGAUUUUCCUAAUGUUGUCCCUGUUCUUGCUCUGUGACUCUGUUUCUGCAGAUCCUAAAUCCAUAUCUUGUGAUUCAAGUCCAACUAAUUACACACCAAAUAGCCGAUUUGGGAACAACCUCAAGAUCCUUCUUGAGUCCCUAUCAUCGAACACUCCAUUAAAUCAAGGCUUCAACAGCACUGCAAUCGGAAACAACAUUGAUCAAGUUUAUGGGCAAGCUCUUUGCAGAGGGGAUGUCACUCCUGAAGUGUGUCGGGAUUGCAUAAAGAAUGCAAGCCAGGAGAUCAUGACAGUGUGUCCAACCCAUAAUGCAAUUAUAUGGCAUGAAUUCUGUCAAGUACGAUACGCACACCUGCCUUUCUUUUCCUUGAUGAUGGUCUAUAAUGGAUUGUAUCCUGACUCGAACAAACAGGAGAAAAAUAUAUCAGACCGUGUAAGUUUUAUUAAAGUUUUGAAGGAUUUUAUGAAUAAACUCUCGGAUGAAGCCACUGUCAAUCCUUCUAACCCCAUGUUCGUUACUGGUAAAACCAAAUUUUCAAGGAAUGAAUCAAUCUAUGGGCUUGUACAGUGCACAAGAGACAUCUCUCAUAGCGAUUGUAGAGCUUGUUUGAAAUUUGAAUUUGGAGACCUUGAAACAUGCUACAAGCAAGAUCCCACUGCUUUGGGUGUCUUGUCCGAUGGCAAGGAAAUAGCAGUUAAAAGACUAUCGAGGAAAUCAUGGCAAGGAUUAGAGGAGUUCAUGAAUGAAGUCAAAGUAAUUGCAAAACUUCAACACAGAAACCUUGUCAGACUUUUGGGUUGUGGCAUACAGGGAGAAGAAAAGCUGCUCAUAUAUGAAUACAUGCCUAACAAAAGCCUUGAUCUCUUCCUAUUUGAUUUAGAGAAGUGUGUAGAACUUCACUGGGAUAUACGCUUUAAUAUUAUUCAUGGCAUUGCUCGAGGACUACUUUAUUUGCACGAAGACUCAAGGAUUAAAAUCAUACACAGGGAUCUAAAGCCUAAUAAUGUUUUACUGAACCAAGAAAUGGUCGCAAAGAUUUCAGACUUUGGACUGGCACGGAUUUUUGGCGAAGACCAAAACACUGCUAACACAAAAAGAGUUGUAGGAACAUAUGGAUACAUGGCUCCAGAAUAUGCAAUGGGAGGAUUAUUCUCUAUGAAAUCUGACGUCUUUAGCUUCGGAGUAAUUUUGCUGGAGAUCAUUAGUGGGAAAAGAAACAGUGGCUUUUACCUUACCAAACAUGCUCCAACACUCCUUGCUUAUGCGUGGCGACUAUGGAAUGAAGGAAAAGAAUUAGAAUUUUUAGAUCCAUUGUUGGCGGGAUCAUGCCACGCGACAGAAGUUGUACGAUGCAUUCAUAUCGGGCUUUUGUGUGUCCAAGAAGAUCCAGCAGAUAGGCCCAAUAUGUCAUCUGUGGUUGUUUUGUUGGGAAGUGAAUCAGCAACACUUCCUCAACCAAGACAACCUGCAGUUUCUGUUGGCAGAAUUGCUCAUUUGAAGUCAUCUUCGACCACAGAUCCUUCUGUAAAUCAGGGCACUAUUUCUAGCAUAUCACCGCGAUAACUAUCGAAAGGUUGUCUCUUGCUACGCUUAUUGUGGCAUGCUUUAACUGUAGAUUGAAGUACUCUUUGUACAAGUGGCUGUAGAUUAAUAGUAAGGGGAUUAACAAUAGAAGAGAUUUGUGUAGGAUUAAUAAUCCAACUAGAUUACUGGGAUAUGUAAUUUCUUGUCCACGUUUGUUUCGCAAUAUAUAAAACCAUACUUGUCAUUGACACAA
Molecule: messenger RNA, 1938 nt
Organism: Camellia sinensis
Lineage: Eukaryota; Viridiplantae; Streptophyta; Magnoliopsida; Ericales; Theaceae
Source: RefSeq, a predicted model, not a curated record